AUGUUAGCAGAGAAAGGGUUAACAUCACCACAACCGUCUCCAUCACUGCCAUCGCCGCUGCUGUCACUACUGCUGCCAUUAUCUGCCACUGGUGUUGAGGCUCCGGAAAUCGCUGUCACGGAGCCGGCUGUCGACAUUGCGACGUCUCUUCUGAUCUUGCUUUUGGCAACUUCUUCCGCACUGUCAGCCGCCGUGCUCCCAGUGGCUGCUCCUUACGCCGUCGCUCCCUUCGCCUCCAGCUACAACGCUCACACUGUCAACCAUAACAUCGCUACUCCAGUCGCCGCUGCUCCCUAUGUAGCCGCUCCAGUUGCCGCUCCCUUGGCCGCUGCUCCCUAUGUAGCCGCUCCAGUGGCUGCUGCUCCUUACGUAGCUGCUCCCUUAUCAGCAGCUCCCUACGUAGCUUCUCCAUACGUCAGUGCUCCUUACGUAUUCACCGGAGGCAACCCUUACCUUCUGAAAUAAAUCUAUAUUUGCUCAGAUGUAUUCCAGAUCUCAUGUGCCAAUAAAAAUAUAUUGAUGUGAAUAU
Homalodisca vitripennis (glassy-winged sharpshooter) is the source of this 529-nucleotide messenger RNA. Its product is annotated as calphotin-like. Lineage: Eukaryota; Metazoa; Arthropoda; Insecta; Hemiptera; Cicadellidae. Bases 1 to 465 code for a protein of 154 amino acids. The transcript has 2 exons. The record is from RefSeq and is a predicted model, not a curated record.